UCCCAAAACCAUUCGCGCUUGGGUGUUUCUUUUGUGGACGUGGAGUGUACUCCCAGUAUCUCCUUUGCAAAUGGGCUCUAUAGCCUAGCGUUACCCCCCCUGAGCCAGGUCACCUGUGGUCUCAAGCCGUCGGGAUUCUGCUGGGCGCAGCCUUAAGAAGACGUCAAGGGUUUACAACAGCAUAAGAACAAAGAUCAAGAAACAUGGCAGCAAUCCCGUCCAGCGGCUCCCUUGUGGCAACCCAUGACUACUACCGAAGGCGUCUGGGUUCCACUUCCAGCAACAGCUCCUGCGGAAGUUCUGAGUACUCCGGGGAAGUGAUCCCUCACCAUCCGAGUCUCCCUAAAUCUGACCCGGGGCACUGGUGGGCCAGCUUCUUCUUCGGAAAGCAGACUCAUCCGGUCAUGACGACAGUGUCUGAAUCCCCCGAGAACUCAGUAACUUUGCAGGUGGCGAACGGCAUGAUCACAUGUGGCCUGGCUCAGGAAGUAAUGAGGAAGCGCCACGCCAGCGAACCCAGCAAGCCGAACUCCGGUCCCUCGGCGUGAGGUGGCUGAGGCCCCUCCUGGCAGCUGCUUCUGACUUGAACGCUAGGAGACAGAGCCCAUUUUCCACUCCCCCCUCCCUGUAGAGUAGGCAGGCUGCUUUGGGUGUCUAGAUGUAGGUUUUUAUACAAACAAAAAUGGCAACUUAAAAAAAAAACACCUUCUACAUCAUCCUUUUCUACUUUUUCUGGUCGGUGCAGCUACAUCUUAAUUUUCUUCCCACGCAGCCUUUAACUUUUUUUUUUGUUUACUUUUUACUUGCCUAAUGGAAACUUAAUAAAGCCUG
Euleptes europaea (tarantolino) is the source of this 831-nucleotide messenger RNA. It is a transcript of the gene PPDPF, whose product is annotated as pancreatic progenitor cell differentiation and proliferation factor. Lineage: Eukaryota; Metazoa; Chordata; Lepidosauria; Squamata; Sphaerodactylidae. The coding region runs from base 204 to 548 and encodes 114 amino acids. The record is from RefSeq and is a predicted model, not a curated record. The transcript has 5 exons. Gene Ontology annotation, biological process: multicellular organism development; cell differentiation.